Trichoderma aggressivum f. europaeum is the source of this 1257-nucleotide messenger RNA. RefSeq lists its product as uncharacterized. The transcript is spliced from 4 exons. Lineage: Eukaryota; Fungi; Ascomycota; Sordariomycetes; Hypocreales; Hypocreaceae. The coding region runs from base 1 to 1257 and encodes 418 amino acids. The record is from RefSeq and is a predicted model, not a curated record.
AUGCUCAGCACACAAGCCGGGGCCCUGGGCCAGCAACUUGCAGGCCGAGUUAUGGCGGGCCAAAAUAUGACCUAUGCCCCUGUGUUAGUGUUAGAUACAUACAAGGAGACCAUGCAGCUGGCACUGAAAGCCGCCUCCGCGUUCAAUACUCAGUACGACCGUUUUCAGGAUAAAGCAACGUCUCUGAAAGAGCAAAUUGAGGCGUGGGAGACGAUGCUUUCCGAAGCUAUUGACAGCCAAACAAUGCAAGGCAAACUGCGUGACGCGGCAUAUCAAAAGUAUCAAGAUGCUGCUAAAGCAGCCGACAGUUGCGAUCAACAGUUCAGCUUAGACAAUGACGCUGUAGAAGCUGCUGGGGUGCAUUUCCAGGAUGGCAUAGAGAAGUGGAAGUUUGAACAGAAGCUCAAAGCAAUAAAAGAAAUCACCAUGGCGGUCAUUACAUUUGCAGUUGGCAUUGGCGAAAUGUGUGCUGGUGAUCCGGCUGGAGUUGGCGGAGCCGAGAAAGCCGUUGAGGUUGCAGAAGAAGCUGAAAAAAUCGCGAUUCGAGUCGCGGCAAAAGUCACCUCAGAGACAUUCAAGAAGCUAAAGGAAGUUGUCGAGGCACUGGGCAAAUUAUAUCCAUCAGUAUCUCAAAUGGACAAGGCAAUCAAGGCCCUUGAAUCCAAUCCUGGUGUUGAUGUUCCCUCCAUCGCUGAAAUCUCGGGCACGACAAAGGGGGAUGCAGACUCUAAUGAUCAGAUGGCAUUCGCAGUUAUGGCUGGAAUUGAAGGCGCAACUGCAUGCCGGCUUGCUCUGCGGAAGCACGCGAUCAAUGGAAAGCAGUUGGUCCAAAUCCAGGCUGAAGCUGUUAAAGCCGGGUAUGAGUAUGUUCAGGCUCAAAUGGAACUCAUUCGUUGCGCAAAGCAGGUGGAAGAUCUCCACGGCUUGAUUGAUAGCUAUACGGGUCAAGAAGACGUCUACCUCGAAGCCGAAGCUCAGCUCUAUGAUCGUCUAUUGGCUCUCAAAACGGGUGUCGUAAUUGAGCUACAGAAUAUGGUGUGGGUAUAUCGAUACAUGUACUGGGCUCUUUCGGAAAGCAAAAUUGUUCUUGACGUCACAAAAUCCAUUGAAGAUUAUGACAGUGAUCUUUAUCAGAUCGCCCGAGAUAUAGGGACAAUAGACGAGCAAUAUCCCAGCGAUUUCCAAGGCUUCACAUACUAUGGUGAAAGUGACAAGGUGAAUAUAUGCCCAUUCACAACGCUCUCCCGAAGUAAAUAA